AUGGGAGGUAAGAUGUUUCAAUAAUUUCGUUUUUCUAUUUGAAUAGGCAAAAAAAAAUCGAUGAAAAAAAUAUCAACAUAGGUUUGAAUGCCUCGGCAGCUUUCGUAUGAUACGGUUAUGUUUUCUUAUUCCAGAGGCCGAGACGCGUCAGAAAUUGCUGCGCAAUGUGAAGAAAGAGGUGGGUGCCUAUAUAUUUGCAAUGUUUAUAACAACUAAUUAUUAGAAGCAACCGUUGGUCAUGGAUCGCUGGCAGCAGUUCUGUUUUAUUGGGAUGGCCAAAAUUAGAUUGUAAAAUAGGGAGGUCUGAUCAAAUUGAUAUGCUUCAAUAAAAUGUAGCCUAAUUGUGAAAAUGUAGCCUAAUAUGCUUCUUUGGAUCGUGAUUUAAUUAUAAAGGGUGCGCUCAUGCGUUCAGUGGCGACUUGGAUUGAAAUACUUGGAUUAUAGCCUAUGCAGAGAAAUCAUAAUCAUCAUUUGGGCUCAGUAGGUAGCCUAGGCAAUACCGUCAAGAUCAAUGUAACGGUUAAGGUAUGGAUCCGUUAUCUGCAUGUGAAUACGUGUGCAUGUCACAGUGCAGAGCCAAUGAGCAUCACCAUUUAUAUAAUUAUUGAUAACAGCUCUUACAUGUGAUGUCUUUCAUGUUAAUGCUCGUGCUGUAAUGGAGGGCAAUUCAAUUCACUGGGCAUGCUAAUAUCUCAGAUAGCCUAUUGCCCCUCUCUCUUUUAUAUAAAAAACAACAUCAAAUAAAUUGAUAAGAUUAUGUCUUGCUUCAUCCAGUGUUUAGAAAGUUAAUGUGGAACUGACAGCAUUUGAGCAACAUUAAAUCUUAUUCAAAUCUGUUCAUAUACACCUCCAGAAAGAAUAUUACACUUUGUUUUACAUUUUCUGACAAGCGAGCACUAAGAUAUGGUCAUUUUCAUAAAUUAUUAUGAUGUUGCUGUUGUUCCAUGACAGUUUAUUAUUUGGCGACUCAUCGUUAUCUGACCCCACCACCUCUGCCAGAGACCCCCAUCUGUUAGCUACAGCCAUAUCAUACUUCUUCAAAGGAAAGUUGGCUCAUGGUAUAGUUCGGCUGCAGCAUUAGGGAUACCUGAAAGGGAGAAAGGAGACUUCCUCCCUGUCUGGCUCCUUUUCUUUGUAGCUGCAUGCUGGUGUAUCCUCUGUCCAUUUAAGAGUUGCACUUUGUUGUUUUGUGCUGAUAGAAAACAAAAACUACAUCAUUAGCAGCAGACUGUAUAGUGUAUUCAUUUGUAUGGAUAGCACUGACCAGUGGUGUAGUGUAGGGUAAACGCAAGUAAACGCAGUUUACCCAGCUUUUGCGUUCAAAGUUUACACACCUAUUUUUUGUAUUAUCACUAUGUCUCUGGCCCUGUCCAGCUUUGUGACAUUUUUAGAUGAGGGAAAAAACGGUAUGGACAACAGACCAAGUGAUUGGCUAUUCACUUUCAUUGUUUGUAAUUAUGAGAGCUUCAUUUUUGACAGAGCUGAAAAAAUUAAUGGGUGACUUUCAUUGGUGAUACAUUUUAGAAUGUUAUCUAUAGAUAGUUUAUCAUCAUAUCAGUUAUCUGUAUCUCUCACUACACACACUUACAGUACACGCGCACCAUCACACACACACGCAGACACCCACACACCCCCACACACACACACACAUGCACAUGACAAGUUAUUCAUGGCAGCAAUUCUUAUUGUGAGUCUUGUGAAGGCAAUCAUUGGGUCUGGUGCCCGCUGGGGGGUAAACAGGAUGUUUUAUUCAGUAGUGUGCGGAUUGGACACUUCCAGGUUUAGCUUCACCAUGCUCUCAGUCACCUGUGUGUGACUCAUUGCAUGUGGAGGCCUCCUCACACUGGGGACAUGACUGGCACCAGGCUGUGCAGCAAGGAAAAGGGUCUUAGUUGGUGAUACUAAAUAUACUGUAUCUCAAACCCUGACUGUUUUUUCCCAUUUUUUCGAGUAGAUCUUAUUGAAUUUCUAUCAAUUUCCUCACAAUGUUCACAAUUACUCUGCACUGUAUAAUUUCAUAAUCUGGGAAUUGGUCACACUAUAUUUUACUAUUGCGUGUUUGUUGUGUUUUAUUUUGAGGUUAUAUGAGAAAUACUAAGAUAACAUAAGCAGCUUCAUCAAACAACCUAAAAGUUAUCUCAGAGACAUUUCACUGGAAAAUCAUUGAAAAUAUACACUUUAGUCGCUCCUUUUACGCUAGUCAAGCUCUGUCUUGUCUGAAGUGAUACAUAUCUACCACCCUUUCUGUCUCUAGUCUGUCAAUAAGUAUCUGCACGCUUGCUUGCAUUCCCUCGCCACCCUCCCUCUGCCUGCCCGUGAUUAUCUAUUGUUGCAUAAUCACUCCCCAUCCUUCCCUCCUUCCACGCUUUGAUUUUCUUUCUGUUUCCUCAUGUCAGAACCGGUCUCUUUAUCUGCCGGUCGAAUUAAACCCAACUUCACCUUUAACUCUCUUUUCUUCCCAGGUGAAACAGAUCAUGGAGGAAGCAGUGACUCGGAAGUUUGUGCACGCAGACAGCAGCCAUAUAAUAUCCUUCUGUGGUGAGUGUGUUCAUGAAGUAGUAUAUUACUUAUUUAAUCAGUGUUGCAGAUUUUACAAAAGUAUUGACAGUUCAUAGGUUAUGCAGUUAGAUUAGGGAUGGAUUCAUUAAACUGAUCUACAGUAACUGUUUAUUAAAUGUACUUGAUGGUGUUGUACACAAAAUCAUUACACCAAAUCUACAAGCCCACUGAAGGACUUCAGAGGCAUAUGGCAGUGCUCCAGUGAUUUGAUGGGAGGGAGGGUGCCAUGGUUGAUGGGCAGGCCUAGCUGCAUAGCUGAUCUGGGUGGGUCUAAGUGUCGAUUCAAUGACUGCUUAGCUUAUGUGUAACAUAUGCACAAGUGCUUGGUUUAUCAUCUUGGAGCAAACACCAUUAUGAUUGUAAUGAGAGCAAGAGAGGAGUGGAUAGAAGCAAGAGAUUGUGGCAAGUAAGAAACACAUGUUUCGUGAGAUGAGUAACCUUAUCUCCAAAGAUCACCUUUCUCUCUCUUAUCACAGACCCAUGCAUUGCUGCUAUUCUCUAUCAACUGAAGAAUCACUGUUGGUUUGAACUAGUGCUUUGUAACACAUAGGAUUAUUGUUACAUUAACAGCACAGCAGUAAGAUUCUGGAGUCAAAAGCAGGGGGAUUAUUAUUUGGCCCCCCAGGUUUUCUGAGCAAAAUGUUUAUAUAUUUAUUUAUUUAUGUUUUUCAUUUUUUAUUGUUGGACAUAUCAGCUCCAAGUGAUUUUAAUUUUGGAAAUCUGUUCCAAACUAUUCCCACACAUAAUAGAGAGAUACAGUGUAUGUAAUCGUAAACAAAUGUAAGCAAUGUUUGAAAUGAUUAUGUUUAGUAAAAUAUUAUAUCUGUUUGGACUUCUUGCGGUCAAUUUCCAGUCAAUCAAUUAUAUGUAAUCACGUUCCGCCCCCCUGACCAUCCGAUCAAGAAAAAAUCUGCCCGCGGCUGAAUCUAGUUGAUGAUUCCUGCCAUAGAAAUACAGUUAAUUUCACAUAAAAAGUCUGAACUGAUUGCAUGGUCAGACAUUUACUCAUGACUACAUUGACAUUUACAGAGCAAAGUGACAUCAGGCAUCAUCCUGUGGAGUUGAAAUGUCAAACCCUGUCAAGUCCUGCCACCUCCUACUACCCCAAUCUGCGUAUGGUCACAUUCUCAACCAACACAGCUUGAUUUUAGGCUGUCUCUUAUUCUUUACAAUGGCUGUGGCCAGAGCCCGCCUAAAAUCAAGCUGUGUUGGUUGAGAAUGUGACCGUACACAGAUUGGGGUAGUAGGAGGUGGCAGGGCUUGACAGGGCUUGACAUUUCCACUCCCACAGGAUAACGCCUGAUGUCACUUUGCUCUGCAAAUGUAGGUCUAUCUGUGUUAAAUUGAACUGUCAGCAGACAGGUAGGGCAGGUCAAGCCACCCUUUGUCACCACCCCAACAGGGGGAAUUCAUUACAAUAUUCAAAGGUGUUGAUACUACACCUCCACACAUCCACGGAUACCCUACACUCUUAGAAAAAAUGGUUCCAAAAGGGUUCUUUGGGGGAGGGAUAGGGUUCUACCAAGAACCAUUUUGAUCAGAAUAACUCUUUCUGGAAGACAAGGUUUCUUUGUAAGGCAAAGGGUUCUACCUAGAAGAACCUUUAACAUCCUAAGAACGAUUUUGUGGAAGAAAGGGUUCUUUGAUAACUCAUUGGAAGGCAAGAAGGAUUCUUUGGAAGACAAGAAGGGUUCUAAAUAAAACCAUAUAUAAUAUUUCCCAGCAUGCUCUAUUGCAGGGAGAUUUUCAGAAUUGUUUUACUGUAAUAUCUGUGUUUUUGCAUGUACAUUGAUUGGUUGAUUAAUUUUAUGCUACACAAAGAUAAAUAACAUACAGUUUUCUAAACUAAUCCAAUCUGUUGGAUUUAUUGCACCUGUUACUGAGAUGUUUGUUCCAGUUUAGAUGAUUGAGGUAGUCUCAGUAUUCUUCCCUACCCUGGCAGUCAUUCUGGAUGCGGGUUGCGGGUGAUUAACAAUUGCACUUGUUGGAUAUCCUAACUCUGGCUGGAUUCCAAUAGAAAUUACAAAUCACUUUACAAGCCAGCAUAAUGUGACUUGCAGGCCAGAUGUGGCCUGUACACCAGGAGACUCCUAACACCACUGUGUAAGGGUAUAACUAGGCCCUCAAAGAAAGGCUUGAUGUAUAUAAUGUAUUGUCAUAAAUAAUACAAUUUUAAAGGCUAAUAAGGCUAGUAGAACCCUUCAUAGACAGUUCUAGGAAGAACCUUUAGAUGAUCAAAUGGUUCUUGGUAGAACCCUUCAUAGACAGUUCUAGGAAGAACCUUUAGAUGAUAAAAUGGUUCUUGGUAGAACCCUUCAUAGAGGGUUUUAGGUAGAACCAUAUACAGGGGGUUCUUUGAAGAAUCCUACAUAGAGGGUUCUAGAUAAAACCCUCUGCAAAGGGUUCUACCCAGCACCAAAAAGGGUUCCCCAAUGGGGACAAACCGAAGAACCCUGUAUGGCACCUUUUUUUCUAAGAGUGUAGCAACAGUAAACAGCGUUUGUCGGUUUUCAGUCUAUUUCUGGUCCUGCUGAGAGCCACCUGCACCUGCCCUCCAACCCAUCCCUGCCUCUCUGCAGUUAGCACUCAGAUUGUCCAAGGGUUUCUCACUUCAUUUUCACUGGGUGCUCCUGAAAAACUCAAUAUCAAACUCUGCAAGGGAAAUCCAUAAACAGUAUGUGGUUUACUUGUUGUUUACAAUAUAUGCAAUCAUAGCUUAGUGAAUAUCGCUUUGGGGAAAGCCAAACUCUGUGUUUACUGUUGGUGUCUGUAUAUUCUGUACUAUGCGUGUCUACAGCUGUAGUGGAGGCAUGUGUGCUCCAUGGGCUGAAGAGGCGAGCAGCAGGCCUCCUGUGCAGUAAUAAGGUAGCAGCACUCUUCAUGAAGGUGGGGAAGAGCUUUACCCCGGUGGAGGAACUGUGUCAAAAGGUCCAGGAACUAGAGCAGCUCAUCGAGACCAAGUAAGACAUUGAUCUAACUCUAACCCCCCCCCACACACACAUACACACAUACGUUAAAUGUAUACAACAUUUGUAUCAAACUCUCCUUUCCUCUCUGUAUUCUCCAGCAGACAGGCUCAACUAAAUAAUGUCAGUGUUCCGAAACAACCCAGGGUGACCAACCUCCCUCCUCAGGGCUUGAGGAACCUGUGGAUCCGCACUGCUCUCAUGGAGAAGCUUCUGGACAAGAUUGUCAUGUACCUAGUAGAGAACAGCAGGUUAGCAAUUAAUAAACUGAUCAGCUUCCAGUUGAUAGGCUGACAUUGUGUUUGAUCUUACAAAUACCAACAGUUGUAGCUGUUCAAUAUGUAUAGCCUACUACUUAUAUCCCUUUCACACUAAAACGUUUUUCUGGUGACUUUACCAUACCGCCAACUUUUUCCGCCUCUUCCUUACAUCUGAAAGGUAUUGCCUGUAUCAAAGGCAAAACUUUUAUUUCCGUCUAACAACCCAAUAAUCAUUUUGGUAAAGUUCUGCCUACGGCUUAGUAUGAAACGUAGCCGUAAUGCUGAGGCGGCAUUGGCACGCACUACGCUCUUAAACUCUUGAUGGUUGCUAGGGUGCGGCAGUUAACCAUCCUCCUACCAGUUCUACAAUUAGGCUGGGGAAAUGUUAGCUAAGUUGAGGUGAGUGCUGCUCAUGAUCAUCUUGUCUAGUUGGCUCAUUAUUUAGGACAUUUUGCCAGCAUGUUAUGUAGUUUAACAAGUGUAUUAAUUUGCUCUUCACUCACAGACGCUUGGUAGCCUAGGCCUACUCCCAACCAAAACCUUGUGACUUCACUGACUUGUCUCAAUCAAUGUGAUUUUGUUUAACUGAAUCUCUGUCUGUAUAGGCUAUUUGGUUAAUUGGUUUCUGGCUGGGAAAAUACUGUAAGUGGAGGUGGUAUAGCUCAUCUAUUAGUUUGCUCAUCUACAGUAUCGCUUUUUUAUAUGACAGCUGCUCCACACAUUCCCGUGACACAAGCUGUGUGGGAAAAAUAUUAUUUGUAUUUUAUUCUGUUAUAUUCUAUUAUAUUCUUACUACAAAAUAUAUGCGUGUGGACUGUGAUCGGGGUAGGUGUGUCUUGACUGUUUAAUUAACAAAAUUGAUUUCAUUUAUUUGGAUGUAACAUAAUUAAACUCCAAAUAUACCAUUCUAUUGUUUUGAAAAUGUAUUUUAUUAGUCUUAUAAUGUUUUGUAGGACCUGCCUAAACAAAUUAAUAAUGGAUUUAUUUUUGAUGGUGUACUGUAUAUUCAAUGGAUUUAUUAAAAUAAACGCCCACCCACAUCUGCACACCACUACUACCACUUGUCACCGGUCUGCCGGCAUGUGCACGGGAGGUAUAAAAGGCGUGUGUAGGCAAGAAUGUGGUAAAAAUGGGCCUGUUUGUAAGGGGGUCAUAUAAACAUUGGCCAUUUGUUUUUACAGCCAAAAUACUGUAAAUCCUAUGUGAAAACAGUAUUAUAGUCACUUUUCAGGGAACAUGCAGCAAUGCCGCUUCUUGCACCAUUUUUAGUAAACAUGGUUUUCUCUCUUCCAGUACUUUCUAUGACAGGGAGGCCAUUCUAAUGGAUGCUGUGGAUGGACCAAUCCUUGCCUCUCUGUUAGGUAUUGAUGGACCUCUUCUUAUGGCUUCUAUUGCCAGGAUGUGGCCGGACGGAUCUCUGAUAAGAUAAGAAAUAACACAUUGAAUGGCACAUUACAGUGAAUGUGACUCCCUCUGAGAUAACCUAUAGAUACAACAUGACAUAGGAGACUAGUGCUUAACAGUGGAUAUUACCUUAUUUCAGAUAAGGACAUACAUGUAGCUCUGUGGUUUAGAACAUAAAUAUACUGGUUACUAACUCCAAAUUAACAUUGUACUCACACUUAUAACAGACAAGUGCAUUUACCUCUUCCUGUGAAGGUAACAAUGACAUUGCUGGUACUUCAAUCUUUCACUCUGGAUGAUGAUGAUUCAGUACAUUGCUUUAGGGGCUAGGGGCUGGUCCUCUGUAGCUCAAUUGGUAGAGCAUGGCGCUUGUAACGCCAGGGUAGUGGGUUCGAUCCCCGGGACCACCCAUACGUAAAAAAAUGUAUGCACACAUGACUGUAAGUCGCUUUGGAUAAAAGCGUCUGCUAAAUGGCAUAAUAUAUUAUAUAUUAUAUUAUAAAUAGUGAUUUCACCUUUCCACGCCCAAACUGUUGUGGAUCUUAGUGUUUUGUUGCUCUUACUCUUGCAGUCGGCCCCUGUGCUCUGGAAUACACUAAGGUGAAGACAGCCGACCACUUCUGGACAGACCCCUCUGCUGAUGAGCUAGUCCAGAGACACCGCAUCCAUAGUGGCCACUGUCGCCAGGACUCCCCCUCCAGGCGACCUGCCCUGGUCAGUGUAUGGAUGAUGUGUUUGUAAAUGAAUGAUGCGUUGUGAAAUAUAUGAUGUAUAAAGAAUAGUCCAAUGGUCUUUUCUAAUAGAUCCAGAAGAGGCAGUCCAGUGGCAGUAUGGAGGACCGGCCCAUCCUGUGGGCUAGGGACUAUGUUGAGUCCCUCCAUCAGAACAACAGGGCUACACUGCUGUUUGGCAAGAACAAUGUCCUGGUGCAGCCGGUGUGUGUAUGUGUUUGUGUGUGUGUGUGUGUGUGUGUGUGUGUGAUUUAAAGGAUCUGACAUAGCUUUUUAACAGCAGGGAAUGCUUUUUAGCAAAUCUAUUUUCUUGGUCAACAGAGGGAUGACAUGGAGGCUAUCCCAGGGUACCUGUCUCUCCACCAGACUGCAGAUCUCAUGACCCUGAAAUGGACACCUAACCAGCUCAUGAAUGGCACUGUGGCAGAUGACACUGAAAAAAGGUAAUAUAAUAUCAAAUCACAGUAAUAGAAACAUAUUCUGACACUCAUAUUUGUCCACAAAGAGCAUGCCAAAUUAUAUAUGAUUUGUUCACUCUUAUUGAUUUUCCUACAGUGUUUACUGGGACUUUGCCAUGACUAUUCGCCUGGCGGAGAUUGUUUAUCUGCACUGCCAUCAGCAAGGUACAGGAACCUCUCUUAAUUAUGUAGGCCUAUAGCUUUGUAUACAUUUGCUUGUGUGUUCUUGACCUUGUGAUCAUGUUUUUUCCCAGUGGACAGUGGUGGGACAGUGGUUCUGGUGAGUCAGGAUGGGAUCCAGAGGCCUCCACUGCGGUUCCCCCGGGGAGGACACCUGCUCCAGUUCCUGACCUGCCUGGAGACGGGCCUGCUGCCACACGGACAACUGGAUCCUCCGCUCUGGUCCCAGAGGGGAAAGGUCUGCAUGGAACAUAUAAAUGCCCCAGAUAAAGUCCCAUUCUGAAUUCAUGACAAUUAUUCCGAUCUCAAUUAAUGUUUACUGUAGCUAUUAUGUCCACAUCCACUAAAUCAAGCCUGAUGGUAUGAUUUAGCUAGUUGUUUCUUGUAACAUUAGAAAUAGGCUCAUAAGUAGCAGUAUUUCUGUUGUUUGACUGAGGAUAACUCUGAUCUCUGUGUUAGUACACUGCUGCCAGAGGAAUACUUUUACACUGACAUUGAUCUUAUCCACCAAUUUAGCCUCCAAGUAUAAAAUAACCUUGACCUGCCAAAGCAAAGGGAACAACAUGUGAAGGUUUUGAUAUGGGUUGUGAUGAUGAACGUGGUAGUGAUAGCAGAGCUGAGACUAUAAUUCACAGGCUGCAGUAGAAGAUAGCUUUGUAAGGGUUGUGGUAUAUUACCUGGCGUGGGGAGUGAAAGACUAUAAAGCCUAGGAGUUUAGGUGUGAGUGGGGUCUUAAUACAUCCUCUGGAUAACAUGAAGGACAUUUGCAAGACCAAGGACAAGGACAUUGACUUGAGAUUGGCGUUCUCAGGCUGGAUCAUUAAUUGUAUCUAGCCUAGUCUUGCGUCAAAAUUAAAUGAUAGGGAUCAGAGUUUUAGAGUAAGAUCAAAUAAACUUUAAUCACUCUCGCGAAUCAUCAUCAUAACAUCCUUUUGUCUUAUACUGAGUGCAGUACCUUCCUUUGCCUACAGGGAAAGGUUUUCCCUAAAUUGCGGAAGAGGAGUCCGCAGGGGUCUGUGGAGUCUGUGUCGGAUAAAGAGGAGGACGAGGCCACUGAUUAUGUCUUUCGGAUCCUGCUCCCUGGUACUCCGUCAGACUUUGGUAUGUCACUUGUGAUCUCUUUAUUCUGUAUCGAUUUUCUGUUCAAAUAUGUACUGAAUAUACUUUUCAUUCGUUUUUUUCUCUCUCUCUCAUUGUUUGUUUUGUUGACCAUUGUCCCACCUGCCUUCCCUCAGCCCCUCUCUGUCCAGCCCUUGUGUCUCUGCCUGUAUCUGUAGUCCUGUGAACCUGCGAACACCCUCCAUUAGUUACCCUGGAUUUGAGACCAUGCAUGGGCAUUAAGUUGUCUUUGUCACACCGCCAUCUUCUGGCUUGGUUUGUCAAUAUUUACAUGUUUAUUAUUAAAGAAAGUCACCCUAAUCCUCCAUCAGUUCUAGAUGAUCAUGUAGCUGCUGCUAAUGACAAUAACAAUAACGACGAUGUUCCUGCUGAUGGUAACAUUGACCCUGUUUGCUGUCCAGUGGCUCCAGAGCUGAUGGACCAGGCGUUGAACAUGUGGCACCCAACUCCCAGGAAGUCCUCCUGUUUCUCCUGCUCUCUGAACGGAUCCCCUGUUGGCUCGCUACCCAACGGCUGCAACCAGGACAGGGCUCCCCUGAAACUCCUCUGUGACACCAUGAAGUACCAGAUAAUUUCCCGUGCUUUCUAUGGCUGUGAGUACAUGCAUCUUGAAUUCAUUUUGGAAAGACUGAUUCAAAUGCUAUAUUCUUCAUGCAGUGGCAUACUGUAGUUUCGCAGGGGCCCUGCAAGGUCUGGUGGUGGGGGGCGGAGCCCGUCUUGCGGGAACGUGUGGUACGCCAGUGUCUUCAUGUUAUGGUUGGAUUGAUAACCAUGCACGUUUCUUCACUUCUUCAUUGAAGGGCUUGCCUACUGCCGUCACCUGUCCACCGUUCGUAUCCACCUCUCUGCCCUGGUCAACUCCACCAUCGUCAACCCUGACGUGCCACAUGAUGCCCGUGAAGGGCUCACUGUGGAUGUCUGGAGCAGCUUCCUCCAGGACUGCUCUGUAAGAUCUACUGUACCAUCUGCUCAUCAUUCUAAACACACUGUACACACAACCACAACCUGCAGUGAUUGUGUAUGUUCUACAGGGUUUAGCUAACUGCUCACAGUGCGAAUGUAUCUGCCUUCAUCAACAUCAACAUCCCACUGAGAGGCAUACAGAACCACACAGCAACUGAUGACAGUACUAUAUUGAGUCUGUACAGUGGCUUGCGAAAGUAUUCACCACCCUUGGCAUUUUUCCUAUUUGUUGCCUUACAACCUGGAAUUAAAAUAGAUUUUGGGGGGGUUUGUAUCAUUUGAUUUACACAACAUGCCUACCACUUUGAAGAUGCAAAAUAUUUUUUCUUGUGAAACAAACAAGAAAUAAGACAUAAAAAGAGAAAACUUGAGCAUGCAUAACUAUUCACCCCCCCAAAGUCAAUACUUUGUAGAGCCACCUUUUGCAGCAAUUACAGCUGCAAGUCUCUUGGGGUACAGCUGCAAGUCUCUUGACUCCCGAGUGGUGCAGUGGUCUAAGGCAGUGCUAGCUGUGCCACUAGAGGUCCAGGCUCUGUCGCAGCCGGCCGCAACCGGGAGACCCAUGGUUCGAGUUCAGGCUCUGUCGCAGCCGGCCGCAACCGGGAGACCCAUGGGCGGCGCACAAUUGGUCCAGCGUCGUCCAAGGUAGGGGAGGGUUUGGCCGGCAGGGAUGUGGGUUCGCCUUAUACCACUCAAGUGUUGCUUUAGCAGUAUGCUUAGGGUCAUUGUCCUGCUGGAAGGUAAACCUCUGUCCCAGUCUCAAAUCUCUGGAAGACUGAAACAGGUUUCCCUCAAGAAUUUCCCUGUAUUUAGUGCCAUCCAUCAUUCCUUUCAAUUCUGACCAGUUUCCCAGUCCCUGCCGAUGAAAAACAUCCCCACAUCAUGAUGCUGCCACCACCAUGCUUCUCGGGGUGAUGAGAGGUGUUGGGUUUGCGCCAGACAUAGCGUUUUCCUUGAUGGCCAAAAAGCUAAAUUUUAGUCUCAACUGACCAGAGUACCUUCAUCCAUAUGUUUGGGGAAUCUCCCACAUGGCUUUUGGCGAACACCAAACGUGUUUGCUUAUUUUUAUCUUUAAGCAAUGGCUUUUUUCUGGCCACUCUUCUGUAAAGCCCAGCUCUAUGGAGUGUACGGCUUAAAGUGGUCCUAUGGACAGAUACUCCAAUCUCCACUGUGGAGCUUUGCAGCUCAGUUGGUAGAGCAUGGCGUUUGCAACACCAGGGUUGUGUGUUCGUUUCCCAUGGGGGGCCAGUAUAAAAAAAUAUAUAAAAAAUGUAUGCUCCGGAUAAGAGCGUCUGCUAAAUGACUAAAAUGUUAAAUGUUAUCUUUGGUCUCUUUGUUGCCUCUCUGAUUAAUGCCCUCCUUGCCUGGUCCGUGAGUUUUGGUGCGCGGCCCUCUCUUGGCAGGUUUGUUGUGGUGCCAUAUUAAUUCAAUUUUUUAAUAAUAGAUUUAAUGGUGCUCUGUGGGAUGUUCAAAGUUUCGGAUAUUUUUUUAUAACCCAACCCUGAUCUGUACUUCUCCACAACUUUGUCCCUGACCUGUUUGGAGAGCUCCUUGUUCUCCAUGGUGCUGCUUGUUUGGUGGUGCCCCUUGCUUAGUGGUGUUGCAGACUCUGGGGCCUUUCAGAACAGGUGUAUAUAUACUGAGAUCAUGUGACAGAUCAUGUGACACUUAGAUUCCACACAGGUGGACUUUAUUUAACUAAUUAUGUGACUUCUGAAGGUAAUUGGUUGCACCAGAUCUUAUUUAGGGGCUUCAUAGCAACAGGGGUCAAUACAUAUGCACUCACCACUUUUCCGUUAUUUAUUUUUUAGAAUAUUUUGAAACAAGUGAUUUUUUUCAUUUCACUUCACCAAUUUGGACUAUUUUGUGUAUGUCCAUUACAUGAAAUCCAAAUAAAAAUCAAUUUAAAUUACAGGUUGUAAUGCAACAAAAUAGGAAAAACGCCAAGGGGGAUGAAUACUUUUGCAAGGCACUGUAUGUAAUCACAUUCACAACCUUUUCUCCUGCAGGUAUAUGAUGAGCAAGAGCUUCUGCGGCUGGUGUACUAUGGUGGUGUGGAUCCUACAAUACGCAAGGAGGUCUGGCCAUUCCUGCUGGGUCACUACCACUUCGAUAUGACCGAGAAAUGUAGGAUGGAGGUGGGCACUGUUAUAUUGUGGUAAAAUUACAAACUCAGGAAUCAAAGUAGGGAGGAGGGUCAAAUGUAAUACCAUUACACACUAGUGACCCUGUGUGUUUAUCUGUGUGUAUAGGUGGACGAGCAGGUGCGGGCCUGCUAUGAGCAGACUAUGAAGGAGUGGCUGGGCUGUGAGACCAUCGUAAAGCAGAGUGAGGGGGAGAAGCAUGCUGAAGCCAUAGCCAAGUGCAACUCUGUGGCCAGUGUUGACAGACCAGGACCAGUGCAGCAAGACUCCACCAUCAGUACUGAUGUAAGGGGGUCAUACCUGUCCCAUUUGAUGGCAAUACAUGACAGAAUUUGUGACUCAUACUCAUAUGGUUAACACACUUACAUACGUCUCUCCCCAUGCUGUUCCGGUCUCUUCCUGGUUGGCAUUUGGCUCAUCCUCCUACACCAGUCCUCACAGAGCAUUGGUUCAGACAAACAGAUUGUCCACUCACAGAGUGACUCCAGCAGUAGCACACAGGUACAGUAUGUUUAUACUGAAGGAUUUUAAUAUAAUAUAUUGAUGACACUUAGUAUUCACUGUCCUAUGGUCUGCUGUUGCAGGCAUUUUGGUCUGUCGAGGAAGUGGAUCUGAUUGAAUCUGAGACAAAGCUAGAGAAAAGAAAAGAGCAGUCCAUAACCCCAAUGAAAGACCUCCGAGAUGUAGCCAUCCCAAAUGAUACCUCAGACUCUGGGGACCCAUCCUUCUGCAACUUGUCUGUUGACUCAGGUCUUCCAGAACAGCCUCAAAGCACAAACAACAACAACAGUCAUGUAUCUGACUCACCAGUCAGACCAGCAGCCACUCAGCCAUCACCAGAGCCAUCAGCGGCCCAAGGAGCUGCAUCUAGCCCAGUGGCCAAGGCUGAGCCACCCCUAAUAGAGAGUCCUUUCACUGUCUUGGGAACUGAAGGUGAAACUGAAGAACUGAAGCUGCCGAUAACAGUUGAUAACAAGGCUGCAUCAGCUGGAGAGUUCAAGGCCCCAGAGCGUGAAGUGGUUGAAAGCUCAAAAUUGGUAGACAUCGGGAAAACCUCAGAAAAGGUUGAAGAGGGUUCUGACAAAGAAUAUGUAAAGUCCUUAGGAAAUGUUGAAAUGGAAGAAAACAAAGUUAUAGCAGAUGGGUUGUCUGAAGUUUCCACCACAAAAGACCCAAAUCUCUUUGUGAGAGCAGCUUUUGCAACUGAGAAUACUGAUAUUCUCAAACUAGAAAUUGAGGUUUCUAAUGUAUAUAUUCCAGCACCGCGACUAGGCGAGGCCACAGUUACUAAAACACAAAAGAGCAAAGCCCCAGCGACAGAGCCCUUCUGUCCCACAGAGCCAUCUGUAACAGAAGGAAACAAAGAUUCAACAACGAUACGGGAGGCUGGUAUUGCUGGAAAAGAGGACACAACCUCCUCUGACAUUGAAGAAAUCACAGAAUCUGAAUUUCUAAAAAUUCAAACCCCUCAAACCAGCAAGGCUUGUGUUUGUGAGAAAGACAUGGAUAGUACUAAAGGAAAGGUUGCAAAAGUAUUCGAAACCAAACCAUUAGUCGGUGUCCCUGAGAAAUACAAUAACACAGCUCCAGAAAAGACAGUUGCCAUAGAUUCAGAGAAACAUGCACCUGCAUUGCCAGUACUGAAUCCACCCCCGCCUGAGGCCAGGGCCAGUGUUACAGUGACAGCCCCCUCUAGGCGAUCUCCUGAUACACUAGAUUCUGAUGACUCGCCCUCCGCCUUAGAGAUGGAGGACAUUCCCACGGCCUGGGCUAGACCCUUGUCUGGCCUGAUGGCUCCCCCACAAGCCCCCUUGGCCCUCGGGAGAGUUGGCUCAGGGGAGCCUGUCCUGGAUGCACGCUCCAACACCAGUCCUGAUGGAACAGAGCCAGCCCUGUCUGAGGAGGAGCCUGAGAUAGAGAGUCUCUACCCUCAGUCUGAAUCUGUGGUUGCGACAAAGGAACUCAAACCUGAGGUCUCACCUGCAGGGACUAUCUAUUCUGUAAGUACUCCAAAUGAGUUACCUACUGUAUGUGUACUGUAAUGAAUGUCACAGAUUUUGAGGUUGAUUGGCUAAGAGUUGGUUUAACAUACAGUACCCAACUGGCUACAGAGCUGACACAAUGCUGGUAUGAAUGACGAAACAAUAGCCAUUUGAAGUUGAACAACUUUAACUCAUCUUAGUCCCUUUUGUCACUCUGUGCAGCAAGAGCAGCUGGAUUUGUACUUGCUCAACCUGCAUCGCAUUGAUAAGGACGUGAGACGCUGUGACAGAUCCUACUGGUACUUCACCCCUGCUAACCUGGAAAAACUACGCAACAUAAUGUGCAGUUAUGUGUGGCAGCAUCUGGAGAUUGGCUAUGUCCAGGGCAUGUGUGAUCUGCUGGCUCCUUUACUGGUCAUUCUGGAUGAUGGUCAGUCUGCAUGAACAAUAGCUCUCUUAUACUGCAUAAUAUUACUGCAUCAUUUGCAGACAUGAGUAAGAUAACAUUCAUCAUUUGCUGUUUAUUUGUGUCUGUGUGUUACCCAGAGGUCAUGGCUUUCAGCUGCUUCUCUGAGUUGAUGAAAAGGAUGAAUCACAACUUCCCCCAUGGAGGGGCCAUGGACUCACACUUUGCCAACAUGCGCUCCCUCAUCCAGGUACCAUAAACACGUAUGCUCACACACACGCACAUAUAUUCACAGUCACACAUGCAAAUUAUUAUAAGUACAGUGAUAUUACUUUGUAGUAACAGAUAGGCACUCUCAUAUUUUUUUCUGCUAGAUCCUUGAUUCAGAGCUCUUUGAAGUGAUGCAGAUGAAUGGAGACUACACUCACUUCUACUUCUGCUACCGCUGGUUCCUGCUAGACUUCAAACGAGGUGCUGACAUCUGCAUGAGCAUGUCUUACAUCGCACACAGUGCCUUGCAAAAGUAUUCAUCCCCCUUGGCGUUUUUCCUAUUUUGUUGCAUUACAACCUGUAAUUUAAAUGGAUGUUUAUUUGGAUUUCAUGUAAUGGACAGACACAAAAUAGUCCAAAUUGGAGAAGUGAAAUGAAAAAAAUCACUUGUUUCAAAAAAUUCAAAAAAAUAAAUAACGGAAAAGUGAUGCGUGCAUAUGUAUUGACCCCCGUUGCUAUGAAGCCCCUAAAUAAGAUCUGGUGCAACCAAUUACCUUCAGAAGUCACAUAAUUAGUUAAAUAAAGUCCAACUGUGUGCAAUAUAAGUGUCACAUGAUCUGUCACAUGAUCUCAGUAUAUAUACACCUGUUAUGAAAGGCCCCAGAGUCUGCAACACCACUAAGCAAGGGGCACCACCAAGCAAGCAGCACCAUGAAGACCAAGGAGCUCUCCAAACAGGUCAGGGACAAAGUUGUGGAGAAGUGCAGAUCAGGGUUGGGUUAUAAAAAAAUAUCCGAAACUUUGAACAUCCCACAGAGCACCAUUAAAUCCAUUAUUAAAAAAUUGAAAUAAUAUGGCACCACAACAAACUUGCCAACAGAGUGCCGCGCACCAAAACUCACGGACCAGGCAAGGAGGGCAUUAAUCAGAGAGGCAACAAAGAGACCAAAGAUAACCCUGAAGGAGCUGCAAAGCUCCACAGUGGAGAUUGGAGUAUCUGUCCAUAGGACCACUUUAAGCCGUACACUCCAUAGAGCUGGGCUUUACAGAAGAGUGGCCAGAAAAAAGCCAUUGCUUAAAGAGAAAAAUAAGCAGGUACUCUGGUCAGUUGAGACUAAAAUUUAGCUUUUUGGCCAUCAAGGAAAACGCUAUGUCUGGCGCAAACCCAACACCUCUCAUCACCCCGAGAACACCAUCCCCACAGUGAAGCAUGGUGGUGGCAGCAUCAUGCUGUGGGGAUGUUUUUCAUCGGCAGGGACUGGGAAACUGGUCAGAAUUGAAAGGAAUGAUGGAUGGCACUAAAUACAGGGAAAUUCUUGAGGGAAACCUGUUUCAGUCUUCCAGAGAUUUGAGGCUGGGACAGAGGUUUACCUUCCAGCAGGACAAUGACCCUAAGCAUACUGCUAAAGCAACACUCGAGUGGUUUAAGGGAAAACAUUUAAAUGUCUUGGAAUGGACUGGUCAAAGCCCAGACCUCAAUCCAAUUAAGAAUCUGUGGUAUGACUUAAAGAUUGCUGUACACCAGUGGAACCCCCAUCCAACCCAUCAUGUAGCUCAGUUGGUAGAGCAUGGCGCUUGCAACGCCAGGGUUGUGGGUUUGUUUCCCACAGGGGGCCAGUAUGAAAAUGUAUGCACUCACUAACUGUAAGUCGCUCUGGAUAAGAGCGUCUGCUAAAUGACGUAAAAUGUAAAAACUUGAAGGAGCUGGAGCAGUUUUGCCUUGAAGAAUGGGCAAAAAUCCCAGUGGCUAGAUGUGCCAAGCUUAUAGAGACAUACCUCAAGAGACUUGCAGCUGUAAUUGCUGCAUAAGGUGGCUCUACAAAGUAUUGACUUUGGGGGGGGGGGGGGGGGGGGGGGUGAAUAGUUAUGCACGCUCAAGUUCUGUUUUUUUGUCUUAUUUCUUGUUUGAUUCACAAUAAAAAAUAUAGUGGUAGGCAUGUUGUGUAAAUCAAAUGAUACAAACCCCCCCAAAAUAAAUUUUAAUUCCAGGUUGUAAGGCAAGAAAAUAGGAAAAAUGCCAAGGGGGUUGAAUACUUUCGCAAGCCACUGUAUGUGUAUGGUGAUGGAAUCAAACAGAAAGGGGCAUGCUGGUGAUGCUUAAACCUAAAUUAAUCUUGAUCAAGGUAUUCAAUAUGAAGGUCCUAUACAGAUUUUAGAAAAUGUCAUUGUUAGUAUUUUCUGACGUUUUUAUUUAUGUAACAUGACUGUUCUGCAGGCAGGUCACAUCACAGCGUCUUACUUGGUGUAUAACCUGCUGUGCCAUUCUUCCCUUCAGAGAUGGUGUAUGAUGAUGUGUUCUCCGUGUGGGAGACCAUCUGGGCGGCCACGUAUACCUCCUCCACUCAUUUUGUUCUCUUCAUCGCUCUGGCACUGGUGGAGAUGUACCGAGACAUCAUCCUGGAGAACAACAUGGACUUCACUGACAUCAUUAAGUUCUUCAACGGUGAGGCUAAAGGAUGAUGUUAGAUGUUGUUAUGGAAUGGAAUAUUUGAUAAUUCAGUUAUUUCAUUCAUUUCAUUGCCACUUUCUUUUUGCUUGCUGAAUGUAUGUUUUGAAUGUAGCAACUGCUUUUAUUGUGCUUGCUAACAAAGGCAAAAAGCAUAACUCCAUAGGCUGCACUCAUAUGUAAAUCAACACAACCAAUUAGGUUAUUGUAACACAGUGUGUUUGAUUUGAUUUCCCUCUUCAGAAAUGGCUGAGCAUCAUAACGUCCCACAGGUCCUAACAAUGGCUCGAGACUUGGUCCUCAAAGUGCAGACUCUCAUAGAAAACAAGUAA
Molecule: messenger RNA, 18160 nt
Organism: Coregonus sp. 'balchen'
Lineage: Eukaryota; Metazoa; Chordata; Actinopteri; Salmoniformes; Salmonidae
Source: the annotation of a GenBank genome assembly